Messenger RNA from Closterium sp. Naga37s-1, 432 nucleotides. The record is from the annotation of a GenBank genome assembly. NCBI's taxonomy places the organism in Eukaryota, Viridiplantae, Streptophyta, Zygnematophyceae, Desmidiales, Closteriaceae.
AUGGCUAACUCCUGGCUUCACUCGGCUCGCAAGCUGCUUCCUCUCACUCUCUCCGUCCUGCUCCUCUUCGCCGUCACCAACGCCAGCGCCGCGCGGCCUAUCCUGCACGCGUCCCCUUCCGACACCAGCGCGGAUUCCGCGGUAUCCCCGCACAGGGUGGAGCGGAAGCUGUUCAGCUGGGACGGGGUGACCGUGGAUCAGAUCAUUGCCGGCAGCCUGGGCACGAUCGACGGUCCGGAGGACGACGAGGGCGACCCGGCGUCCGCGCAGGUGGAGGUGUGGCACUUCUGGGAUAACUCCGAGUUCAAGGUGUUUUACAAGCAGGGCCCCUUCUCUGUGGAGAAUCUUGGCAAUGGCGGGUACGAGAACUGGGCGUUCGGAGGCAACUGGGUGCGCUACGGCGCGGAUGAGAAGGUCGUCGUGUUCUCUUGA